Molecule: messenger RNA, 552 nt
Organism: Anas platyrhynchos (mallard)
Lineage: Eukaryota; Metazoa; Chordata; Aves; Anseriformes; Anatidae
Source: RefSeq, a predicted model, not a curated record
CUGCACUACGGGAGCCUCCUGGGCAGCAGAGCUUGUGCCCAGAUGGCAGCAGCUGCCUGGGGCAGUGGCUUUCUUGAUGCUCUUCUGCAGACUACUAAUACAUUUUCCCUGCCCCUCUGCCACGGCAAUGCUGUGGACCAGUUCUUCUGUGAGAUCCCCCACAUCCUCAAGCUCUCUUGUUCAGGUUCAGACUACCUAAAGGAAGUUGGACUUCUGGUGGUUAGUGCAUGUUUAGCAUUAGUUUGUUUUGUUUUCAUUGUGCUUUCCUAUGUGCAGAUCCUCAGGGCAGUGCUGAGGAUGCCUUCUGAGCAGGGCCGGCACAAAGCCUUUUCCACGUGCCUCCCUCACCUGGCCAUGGUCUCCCUCUUUGUCAGCACUGCCAUACUUGCCUACUUGAAGCCCCCCUCAAUCUCCUCUUCUUACUUGGACCUGAUGGUUUCAUUUCUGUACUCAGUGCUGCCUCCAGCAGUGAACCCGCUCAUCUAUAGCAUGAGGAACCAGGAGCUGAAAGCCACACUGAAGAAACUGAUUCUAGUGGUAAUAUUUACUUAG